Jatropha curcas is the source of this 453-nucleotide messenger RNA. Lineage: Eukaryota; Viridiplantae; Streptophyta; Magnoliopsida; Malpighiales; Euphorbiaceae. The record is from RefSeq and is a predicted model, not a curated record.
AUGGGGGCUGGGCGGCAGGUGCCGGCCUGGCUCGGCGGCACGGUGCCGCCCCAGCCGCCCGAGGGCGGCAGCUGCCGCCCUGUCGAAGGAGGCGGCAGCCCUCGGCCUGCUCUGGGCGGGGGUGUCUGCCUGGAGGGCGGCAGGCUGCCGCCCAGUCGGUGGGGCGGCAGGGCCCCGCCUGGUCUGGGCGAACAGGUGUCGCCCAAGCUGUGGCGGGCAGGUGCCGCCCAGGGCGUGGGGGGCCAUGGCACCCGCCUGCGCGGGGCGAACAGGGCCCCUGCGCGCGCUGGCGGGCUGGCCUCGCCCGCGCGCGCGGCAGGCCCCGCCCUUGCGAGCACUGGGCGCAAGCCCCGCCCGCGCGCUGGCGGCAGGCUCGCCCGGAGGGCGCGCUGGGCGGCAGGCCUCGCCCGCGCCGGGCGGCAGGCCUUGCCCAGGAAGUGGGGCGGCUCCUAA